UGGGAAUAUUAAAAUACGGAAUUUCACUCUGCAAGGAUAGGCAUUUGUGGCAUGGGUGGCCUGGGUAAGACCACCCUAGCUCAAACUGUCUUCAAUCAAUCUCGUCAUCAAUACCAUAGUCAUUUUUUUUCCCAAAUGUUCGAGAACAAUACCAAAGUCAUGGAUCACAUAAUUUGAAAGUUCAAUUUUUUCGUGAAUUAUCAAACGAAAAAGACUUGCAAUAUGGAGGUUUGGAUUCCUUGAAGAAAAGUCUGGGCCACAAAAAGUCGCUCAUAGUUCUUGAUGAUGUCGAUGAUUUGGACCAAUAUAAUUGUUUACUUGAAGAUAGUCAUUCCUGGCUAAACUCUAAAAGUAGACUUAUUAUAACAAGCAGAAAUCAACAAGUGCUUCGGAAUAUUAUUGGCAAUGAUAAAGGGAUGAUAUACAACUUGAAGGGACUAAAAAAGAAGAUAGCUCUUGAACUCUUUUGUUUGCAUGCCUUCAAAAGAAAAUCUCCAGAAGAAAGUGAGAAAGAGCUUUCAUUGAAAUUUGUGAAUUAUGCUCAAGGCCUUCCACUAGCCCUUAAAGUUUUGGGUUCUCAUUUAUUUUCAAAAAGCAAAGAUGUAUGGCAAAGUUUGCUAAACAAGAUAACAAAAGUAGAUGCUGAUGAAAAAGUUACAAGUACAUUAAAAAUAAGUUUCGAUGGGCUAUCUUCUAAACAACAGAGUAUAUUUCUUGAUAUAGCGUGUUUCUUUCGAGGUAAAGAAAAAUAUUUGGUGAGAGACAUAUUGGAUGAUUGUGGUGAUUUUAACAUUGCCAUUGAAGUUCUUAUCGACAGGUGUCUGGUAACUGUUUCUGAUGAAGGCACACUUGAAAUGCAUGAUUUGUUGGCAGAGAUGGGUCGGUCAAUCGCUCGUGGAUCAAAUAAUAAGUUCUUGGAAAAUUGUAGUACUAGAUUAUGCAUGGGAAAAGAUGUUUGUCGUUUCUUCAGUAGUAACAAAGCUUCUUCCACAAUUGAAGCUAUAUCUUAUGAUCAUCAUGAUGGUGAUGUGAUAAACUUAGACCCUUCAUUCUUUAAAAAAUUGCCAAGUCUAAGAUUACUGAAUAUAUCAAGCUUUAUUGGAUUUCGAUCGCCUUAUGCUCUUCGUGACCCUUUUCCUGGUGAGCUUAGAUUCUUGGAAUGGAAUGGUUACCCUUUGGAAUCGUUAGGGUCAAAUUUCACACCACAGAAUCUUGUUUAUCUUAAAAUGGAGGAAAGCGAACUUAAGGAACUGUGGAAAGAAAAUCAAGAUGUUAGCAAUUUGAAAUAUGUCAUUCUUUCUGAAUCAAAGAAGCUUACUUGUCUCCCAAAUCUCUCUCAAGGGAAUCUUCACAUGCUUCGUCUAGAUGGUUGUACAAGUUUAGUCACCCUUCCCCCGUUAAGAUUUCAUGACAUUUUAGAUGAUCCAGAUAAAGAAUUUGAAGUGAUGCAUAUAUAUAAUUCUUUGACGGUUAAAUAUAGGAAAAUUUACAUUUGGAGCCUUUAUUUUGAUCUAAUUUCCUUUUUUGCCGUGAUCUAUUAUAUUGGGUAAGUUUACCGUUUUUUAUUACCGUUUUAUAUUUAAUUAGCAUUUAUUGAGCCACGCGUUUCCCAAGUGACGUCAGACCAUGUGUUGUCACUUCUUAUCCAUCAUCCCACGUCUUGCAUCUCACGCGCGUCAGGGGUAUCACGUUUUUUGAUAUUCAUGAUAAUUGCUCCCUAUUUUGUAGACUUGUAAGUAUACUGUCUAGUUAGAGGGAGGGAGCGGUUUAUAGGGUUUUUUAGUGGGUUUCUUUUUUUUCAACUUCAGAAAUUUCUAGUGUGGGUAUUUUUCAGAGAGAGUUUUGAAAUUCAAAAUUUCUCUCUAUUUAGUGUGGCAGUUUCAUAGAGGGUUAUUCAUUUAAAACUUUCUCAAAAAAAUCUGAUUGUAAAUGGUUAAUACUCGUUCUUCCCUUUCUCCAUCUGGUUCAUCGAAGCUUCUUCUUGACAAGUUAAAAAUGAAGAAAACGAUUUCUGAAGAUGACAAUGAAGAUCUUUCUGGUGGUUCUGAGGGCUCUGGUGAUGUUUCUGUUAAGGAAGUGAAGAAGAAGCAAUAUAACCGUGGAAACAAGAAGGUUACUGACGAUCG
Cannabis sativa is the source of this 2126-nucleotide messenger RNA. Its product is annotated as disease resistance protein RUN1-like. The transcript has 3 exons. Gene Ontology annotation, biological process: defense response. The coding region runs from base 417 to 1550 and encodes 377 amino acids. NCBI's taxonomy places the organism in Eukaryota, Viridiplantae, Streptophyta, Magnoliopsida, Rosales, Cannabaceae. The record is from RefSeq and is a predicted model, not a curated record. Gene Ontology annotation, molecular function: ADP binding.